Exophiala bonariae is the source of this 3252-nucleotide messenger RNA. RefSeq lists its product as uncharacterized. Gene Ontology annotation, biological process: phosphatidylinositol dephosphorylation. The coding region runs from base 1 to 3252 and encodes 1083 amino acids. The transcript has a single exon. The record is from RefSeq and is a predicted model, not a curated record. Gene Ontology annotation, cellular component: intracellular membrane-bounded organelle. Gene Ontology annotation, molecular function: phosphatidylinositol-3,5-bisphosphate 5-phosphatase activity. Lineage: Eukaryota; Fungi; Ascomycota; Eurotiomycetes; Chaetothyriales; Herpotrichiellaceae.
AUGGAGUCGUUCAAGGAAUUCAAGAUCACAGCGUCUGCGACCACGGACACUGAUACUCAUCCCGUUGAGAGAUCGACCACCCAAGUCGAUAACAGUGACCAGCCAGACGGGACUACUGAUGACACUUCCGCAAAUCAAAGUACAGCUCUAACCGACGUCACUCAACCCAUCAACGUCAAUCUCGAAGGUUCAGAUGAUGGAGAGAAACCAGUACCUCAAUUGUUUCCCCUAUUGUCGAAUAAUCCGCCAGAAUCACCGACUUUGCCUCCCAAUCGAAGGGACUCGGAAGACGACGAUGAAGAGCUGGAAUUAUCCAAAUCGUUCGGUCGAACGUCCAGCCCUGAUCCGACUACACUCCAACGCAACAAAGGAGCACUAAUCACAAAGGUUGGGGAAGAGGGUGUUGUUCGGAUGCACAAGUUCACUUUGCACGAAACCGCGAACAAGUAUUAUAUUGUGGGUUCUGAUAUCCUGGAUUCUGCUUUCCGAAUCUUGAAAAUUGAUAGAACUGCCGAACCUGGCGAGUUGAACGUUAUCGAAGAUGACAUUGUCUACACCAAGAAAGAGACAUUUCAGAUCCUCAACGCAAUCGAUGAGGGUAAUCGAGCCACUGGUGGACUCAAGCUGAAGACAACCUUCUGGGGCUUGCUUGGUUUCAUUCGCUUCACCUCCCACUAUUACAUGCUCUGUGUCACCAAGAGAAGCCAAGUGGCCAUGGUCGGAGGCCAUUACAUCUACCAAAUUGACAAGACUGAACUUAUGCCAUUGGUCACUGCAGCCUCCACCCGGAUCAAAUCUGACAAGAGUUUGGAGGAGGCUCGCUUUGUUGGGAUUUUGAACAAUCUCGACCUCACUCGAUCAUUCUACUUCAGCUAUUCUUACGAUGUCACCAGAACUCUUCAGCACAAUAUCAUGCGUGAGCGUCAGGCCCUGCAAGAUGGACUAGCCGAGCCUGUGAAAUGUGACCACAAUGACAUGUUCAUCUGGAACCACCAUCUCCUUGAACCAGCUAAAAGAGUUCUCAAGGCUCCUUUCGACUGGUGUCUUUCCAUUGUCCAUGGUUAUGUGGAUCAAAGCGCCUUGUCAGUCUAUUGGGGACGAGUUGUCUACGUUACGAUCAUUGCUCGACGAUCGCGCUUCUUCGCAGGCGCUCGAUAUCUCAAACGAGGAGCGAACGAUCUCGGCUAUGUCGCGAAUGAUGUGGAAACUGAACAGAUCGUCUCAGAGAUGCUCACUACAUCUUUCCAUUCUCCUGGCCCUACACUUUUCGCAAACAACAAGUAUACAUCUCAUGUACAACAUCGAGGAAGUAUUCCCCUACACUGGACACAAGACAGUACAGGUGUCUCUCCCAAGCCAGACAUCCAUCUUAACGUGGUGGACCCCUUCUUCAGUGCUGCGGCUCUCCAUUUUGAUAAUCUGUUCAAGCGCUAUGGUACCCCAAUCUACUGCCUCAAUCUCAUCAAGGCUCGCGAACGAACUCCGAGAGAGUCAAAAUUGUUGAAAGAGUACACAGUCGCAGUAAACUAUCUCAACCAAUUCCUCCCCGAGGACAAGAGAAUUCUUUACCACGCAUGGGAUAUGAGCCGAGCAUCAAAAUCUAGAGAUCAAGAUGUGAUUGGGAGUCUUGAGGCCAUUGCGGAAGAUAUCCUGCCCAAGACUAGUUUCUUUCAGAACGGAAAUGAUGCAGAAAGUGGUCUCAAACUUCAAAGCGGCGUGGCACGUACCAAUUGUAUAGAUUGCCUUGAUCGCACAAACGCAGCUCAAUUCGUCAUUGCCAAAAAGGCUUUUGGAUAUCAACUCCAAGCUUUGGGUGUGAUUGAGCAUCCUUCUGUCGAAUACGAUUCUGACGCGGUGAACCUAUUCACCCAUAUGUGGCAUGACCACGGUGAUACCAUUGCAGUCCAGUAUGGUGGAUCUCACCUGGUCAAUACUAUGUCUACCUAUCGCAAAAUCAAUCAAUGGACAAGCCACAGUCGAGACAUGGUCGAGAGCUUUAAGCGAUAUUACAAUAAUUCGUUCAUGGACGCUCAACGACAAGAGGCAUACAAUCUUUUCCUUGGCAACUACAUAUUUGAGCAAGGUGAACCCAUGUUGUGGGAUCUUUCCACUGAUUACUACCUGCAUCAUUCAAACCCUCGUUCGAUGUUUGGGAAACGCCGUCCGAGCUAUCGCCACUGGUACACCGACGAAUACCUUGAACAGCCCCAUAUACCACCCACAAUUUGGCCAAUAGACUAUCGUGACAGACCACUGGGAUACUUUGACGACUUCUGGGUAGAGUACUACCGCCCACUGGCGCUCUCCAGUUUCAAAAAGUUGUUUUCCUUCAAGAUGCGCUCCAAUCUCAGGUAUAUUCCACUGAAUUCCACAGCUGCAGGAAAGUAUGAUUUGUCACCUUUCAAAGUCCGUACAGCGAAUGACAGUGAAUCUGAGAAUGGUCACGAGAAAUCCCACGUCCGGAAGGGUGUGAAGAUCGUUGCGCCCUCUGACGACGCCACAACGAUCUCGUCCAUCGAUGGCGUUCUGAAAUCGACUUCAAGCACCACGAUGGAACCAGCUCCGAAGCCUUCGACCCUUGGUCCGUGGCUCGAUGCACAGCAGCAGAUGCAUAACACCAUGCAGAAACGACAAUACACCGGAAUAAUAAAAGAGCCAUCUUUUGAGGUCCAGUCUCCUGCAUUACCAAGGAUCCCGAAAUUACCCACAGCAAACACAUCCGAUUUGACUGGGUCGUCCUUCGCCACUGGGCCACCCACCAAAGCCGAUCUGGCACUCCACGCCUUCACACUACUGAUCUCAAAAUCAAUUAAUCCGCAAGUCCGACAGGCUGACGAAUACCAACGAUAUGUUGCCCAUCCUAGUACAAUUCCCCUUGUGGUAUCAUCCGCCACCGACUACUCAUCAGCACCGCUCGAGUAUUUGGAAUACCUGUCAAAGACGGCCUCAGAUCCAGCGGAACACAAGGUUCUUCGGGCUUACGAUGACGAGCGAGGUGCCGUCAGCCUGACACUAGAGGAGCGAGCGGAGGCCAGCCUCGACGACUAUGUGGAGUAUUUGGCGAGUGGGAGCAUGGAGGAGCCCUUGACGGUGUUGGACGAGGACACAGGAAAGAAACGUUACAAGGCGUACCGAAAAUGGCUGAAAGGGAAGAGUCUCUUCAAGCAGCGUCCGGUAGUUGGCGACGAGAUGGAAGCAGUGGGAGACACUGGUAGGGAUUCAUAUUCGACGAUUGGAAGACUUGUAUCGUAG